AUGAGGCGCCUGUUGGGCAAUGAGCGUAUCAAACAUAAUUUGACCAAAGCGUGGAUCAUCGAGGAUGUUAUGGCAUAUGCAACUCUUGACAUUAAGAAAGACGCUGCUGGUUUGAUUACUUUCAUUUCUCGAUGGCGCCCCUCGACACACACGGCCGUAUGUAGAUGGGGAGAGAUGACCAUCACCUUGGAAAGAGUGGUCGUGUUGAUGAAUCUUCCUAUUGCUGGAAGUUUCCAUUAUAAGCUAUCUGCUGCAGAAAGCGUCAUCCUCGAUGCUAUACUUCAGAAGGCUGGAGAGUAUGAACAACAGAAAAAGGAUGCGAAAUUUUUUUAUACUUGGUGGGUGUCUGAGUGGUCUCCCGCAAAACCAAAGCCGGGACAAGCACUGGAUGAUGAACUCAGCGUAGUUGUGUUUCUGUCUUUGUGGCUGUCUAGGGACAUCUUUGAUGACGGUUCUGGGAAGAAGACUAUAAGAGAGGAUCUCUUCAUGUUUUCUAUAAAGUUGGCGAAAGGUGUGGUCCUCCCUUUGGGCGCCUUAUUCCUUGGAUCACUGUAUUCUCUUCUGGAUGCUUUGGCGGUAGACAUGCAUGCUUCCAACGGGUAUAAGAAAGUGGAAUCGCAUAUUCAUGUUGCUUUUCUUCAGGCGUUCCUGUGGGAACAUUUCAAAGGUUACGCCCCUGUCCCUGCGACUUCGUCUUCCGGUUUUUAUGGCGGUUCAAGGAUACUCCGUUGGCAGAACAGACGUCCAAAACCCAGGUCGAGACUUGUGGAUUUUAUCGAUAACGUGUACGCCAUAUAUUUCCGUCCGUGGGGACCGGUCUAUUCUUUCGUGGUUCAACCGGAAACUUUCAAUACUUCCCCUGACAUUGUGUUGCACACUGAGGGAAAAACCAUGAAUCCUGGAGAAAUCAUUUUCCCGCGAAGUUGUAUGCCAGGAUAUAUUUCAUCUUUCUUUGAUGAACUCCUUACUGUAGUUCCUUAUAAUAUUGACAAGGCCGCUCGCCAGAUGGGAUUUGACCACGGCAUUCCAUUCCGUCAUCCUCCAAUUCCUUCAAAGGAUCUCGUUCCAUCUGUUCUCAAUGUUGACAUCUUCACACCAGAGCAGAGCCUUCCAUUCUUGCCUCUUGGAAGAAGGCCAACUGCGACUGGUGGGUAUAAGCGUUUUUGGAAAGGAAAGUUGUUAGCUUUUCAAAAGUUCUCGUAA
Messenger RNA from Papaver somniferum (opium poppy), 1203 nucleotides. RefSeq lists its product as uncharacterized. The transcript has a single exon. Bases 1 to 1203 code for a protein of 400 amino acids. Gene Ontology annotation, biological process: meristem development; meristem maintenance. The record is from RefSeq and is a predicted model, not a curated record. Lineage: Eukaryota; Viridiplantae; Streptophyta; Magnoliopsida; Ranunculales; Papaveraceae.